AACGAAGAGGCCAGCUACCUUGAAGCGGCGAAGUCAAAAAGAUGCAAGAAAAAUGAUUUGCGUAUUGAGAGAGAGAGAGAUAGAGAGAUAGAGAGAGAGGGGCAAACAAAGCAUGGUCCAUGGUCUAUUAGAUUCCAUGAAUUACUUAAUCAGCUUCCCUGUCAUUCCAGCCACAUAGCAAUCUACCUACCUAUACGCCUUGUACGUCAAAUCAAACUCAUCGUUGAAGAUGACACACGAUUUCAUGUGCUUCACAAUCUGAGCAAGGAUUAAUGGCGAGAAAAUAUUUUACUCAAGUUGCUGCUGGCAUGGAAGCUCCUCGCAACAGCUUGGAGUUUCCAGUAGAAAUUUUCCAGGGCUACGGUCAGGCCGGAGGAGACCAUCUCAUGUACGCACAUCAAGAAGCUCAGGUCUGGUCCGAGAAGAAUUGUUUUCCAAGUGAAGCUCCGAUGAAGAAGCUGAUCAAUGAAGAUAUAACAAAAAUGACAAAGAGCAGAGUCAGUGCACUAAGUGUUGUGGCACGUUUGAUGGGAGUGGAUAUGCUGCCAUUAGAUGGCAAUCCAGUAGGUCAGCAGGUCGAUAAGAUGAAAGACAACCCUAAAAUUAAUUAUCUAAAACAGAAACUGAAGAAAAGCGGGUCAUCUUCUGGUGAGGAGCUCUUCCCCUCUGAAACUUCUCUACACACAGCAUAUGAUUCCUGUCAAUACAUGAGCACAAGAGAUGAUGAUGAGUGGAAUGACAACAUCAAGUUGAAUGAAAAUAGACGUCGUGAGCAUCCUCAAGAGGAGGAAUUGCAGAAAUUUAAAAGAGAUUUUUCGGCAUGGCAGUCAACAAGGUUUAAAGAGUGUGCCAAGGUUGUUGAAACCGGAAGCAAAACUAGCCAGCUCAUGGUUCCAGUAAAUCUCACUAGUGAAAAGGUGGUCCCGUUUACAAAUUCGGAGGGGAUGAUUAAAGCAAGCAAGAAUCUAGUGGAACUUGAGAACUGUGGAAAAGUGAGGCAACUUAAGUCAGGUGAUUUCCAAAAUCAUUCUGUUAAAAAAAGUCCUUCUGAAAAAUGGGAUCCACUUUCUUCAAAUAAGAGAAGGCCAAGUGGUGCAUGUGAAUGGUCAUCCAACCCAAAAUUAGAUAAUUCUUCUGUUCCCAUGAAUAUUGUGAUUUUGAGGCCAGGCGUUGAUAGUAUUUAUGACUGUGAAGAGUACUCAGACAGAUCUUCAAGGAAUACAGAGGAGAGGGAUAAUAUGGAAGAUUUUCUCGAGGAGGUAAAAGAAAGGCUUAAGCAUGAGUUGCAAGGAAAAGCUAACAAUAGAACCACAGAUAGUGGAGGUUUAAUUGAGACUUCAAACAGUGAAAAGCCAUCGGAGCCCAAAAAAAUAGCUCAACGUAUUGCAAAGCAGGUUAGAGAAAGUGUUGCAAAGGAUCUUGGAGUGAACUUAAUCCGAUCAGAAUCUACAAGAUCAUAUAGAAGUGAGGUUCAGUACAACAGAAUUGGUUCCCCUGAAUUUAUUAGCAGAAAUGCCAGAAAUUUUUUAACAGAGAGGCUGAGGAAUGUUCUGAAGGGAGAGACACGUCCAAAUGUUUCCAUGGUUGAUCACAACAGCUCGAGCUUAUCCAUGCUAACUUAUGACAGAGACGGACUCCAGAACUCACAGGAAACAUUAAAUUCUGAAAACCAGAUGACCUACUGGGGCAGGGUGAAAAUUGAACAAGAUAAGCAAAGCAGAUCAUUCAGACAUGAGCCAGUUGAUGACAUAGUGAUCCACAAGGACCUAUCCCCUAGGAAUCUCAUUAGAUCAUUGUCGGCCCCUGUAUCAGGAACAUCAUUUGGAAAGCUUUUACUUGAAGACCGCCAUAUACUAACUGGAGCCCAAAUUAGGAGGAAGCAUGAAGUUAUUGAGCGUUCAACAGUAAAGGUGAAAAAACAGAAGAAAGAGAAGUUCAACCUCAAGGAUAAAGUUUCCAGCUUUAAACAUGGUUUCUCCAUGAGAGGGAGACUUUUUAGCAGAAAGAUUCAAUCGCCAGAGAAGUUCACAAAUGCUCCUUCUUUUCUGAAUGAUAUUACUAGUGGACCAACAGUCAUGAUGAAUUUUUGUGACCGCCACGAGAAUUCUACUGAGGUUCCACCAAGCCCUGCAUCAAUUUGUAGCAGUGGCUUUGAGGAAUCAUGGAGGCCAGCAGAAGAAUACUGCAGCCCAACACCAUCGGAUCUACAUCCAUCAGAGGAAAAUAUGAUGCCACUCGCAUUUAGAGAAAUCAGUUCUAAUCUAAUUGAGCUUAGAAGAAAACUCAAUCAACUUGAUGCCUCUGAUUCAGAGCAGAUGAUGACUGAAGAACCUCAAUCUGAGGAUGUGAUGGCAGAGUUAGAUGACCAAUCAGAAGCAUUUGUAAGAGAUUUGCUUGUUGCUUCUGGUUUAUACGAUGGUUCUACUGGAAAAUCUUUAUCAAGAUGGGACCCAUUUGCAAAGCCUAUUAGCGACAGUAUAUAUGAAGAAGUAGAAGAUGCUUACUUGAAAAGAAAUAAAAAUAAUGAAGAGGCUAUGCAUCAGCUCGGCAAGGAGGUGAACCACAGAUUGUUACUUGACUUGUUGAACGAAACACUUUCAACUAUUGUUGAACCACCUAUAACAAUGACCAGCUUUAGGAAAAAUGCGAUUGGUUCCAAUCUGCAGUCUCCACGUGGAAGGAAGUUACUGGGUCGUGUAUGGGAUAUCAUGUGUGUGCACAUCUACCCUCCGGCAGACACAUCCUUUUAUUCUCUUGAAGGUAUGGUAGCUCGAGAUUUACAAUUGACUCCAUGGUCAGUAUUGGUAAAUGAUAAUGUUGAUUUUGUGGGGAAAGCAAUCGAAUGUUGGGUUGUCGGAGAUCUCAUUGACGAGAUAGUAAAAGAUAUGGGACUGACCGUGUAGAAAGUUUCAAGGUUUUAGCAGUGGCAUUUUAAAUUGGAUGUAGAUAAGUGUGAGGUAUAUGAAUUUGUUCAUGCCCAGAACUGGGUAGUGCCUAAUAAUUUUGACAUGGAGAUUUUAUUUGUAUUGGCUGGUGUGAUAUACGAUAGAGGAAUUUGGCCGGUGUGAUAUAAUUUGGCUGAUGAUUAGGUUGUAGUGAGUUGGGGUGGCUUGAAAGUAAAUAACUGCAAUGUAUUUAGUUAUACUUUUAGAGAAUAUUUGUGUCAUUUGUUGUAUAUUCACCGGAAUUUGUUUGAAUAUAUACAAGCUUGAGAGAGAAUUUUCCUUGGAA
This is a messenger RNA of Daucus carota subsp. sativus, 3231 nucleotides long. RefSeq lists its product as uncharacterized. The transcript is spliced from 6 exons. Lineage: Eukaryota; Viridiplantae; Streptophyta; Magnoliopsida; Apiales; Apiaceae. The record is from RefSeq and is a predicted model, not a curated record. Bases 273 to 2903 code for a protein of 876 amino acids.